Molecule: messenger RNA, 1533 nt
Organism: Xylona heveae TC161
Lineage: Eukaryota; Fungi; Ascomycota; Xylonomycetes; Xylonales; Xylonaceae
Product: MFS general substrate transporter
Exons: 5
Coding region: 1-1533 (510 amino acids)
Biological process (GO): transmembrane transport
Cellular component (GO): membrane
Molecular function (GO): sucrose:proton symporter activity
Source: RefSeq, a predicted model, not a curated record
AUGCAUAGCGACGAAGAGGAAGAGAAGAAAAGCGUGUGGCAGCUGUUUCUGCUGACUGUGUGCAUUGGCGGGCUCCAAAUUGCUUGGACGGUGGAAUUGUCCAAUGGCUCACCGUUUCUUUUAUCACUGGGCAUCAGCAAGUCCAUUAUGGCAUUGGUAUGGAUUGCUGGUCCGCUUUCCGGGAGUUUGGUCCAACCAUAUGUUGGGAUGCGAAGCGAUAACUCCCGAAUCUCCUGGGGCAAACGAAGACCCUUUAUGAUUGGAGGCACCAUAGCCACUAUUAUAUCGUUACUGCUUCUGGCGUGGACCAAAGAAAUUAUACAAGGGCUGGUACGAGUUACAGGUGGAGACCCAAACAGCCGUGGCACACAGAUUGGAGCCAUUGUGUUUGCCGUGUGCUUCAUCUACAUACUUGAUUUUGCGGUCAAUGUUGUCCAAGCCGCAAUUCGUGCCUUUAUCGUUGACAAUGCACCGAGUCAUCAGCAAGAGACGGCGAAUGCGUGGGCCGGAAGAAUGACUGGUGUUGGAAAUGUGUUGGGAUACCUUUCCGGUUAUGUCAACCUCCGCAAGGCAUUUCCCUUUUUCGGACAAACGCAAUUCCAGAUCCUUUGCGUAAUCGCAUGUCUGGCCUUGGGCGUAUCUGUGGCGCUCAGCAGCGUCUCAAUAAAGGAACGCGACCCCCGUCUCGAAGGACCAGCGCCUAAGGGCCAAGCCGGGCUUAUCGCCUUUUUCAGGCGAAUACUUGUGUCGAUCAAGCGAUUGCCGCCGCAGAUUCGAAAUAUCUGUCUCGUGCAAUUCUUUGCCUGGGUCGGCUGGUUUCCGUUUCUCUUCUAUAUUACAACAUAUAUUGGCGGCCUCUACACCGACCCUAUCUUUCGAUCAAAUCCUCAUCUGACCGAUGACGAUAUCAACAAGGCCUGGGAGAAGGCCACACGCGUCGGCACUUUUGCUUUGUUUGUCUUUGCCUGCGUCUCACUGGCAGCCAAUGUUGUCCUACCAUUUAUCAUUCCGUGGCUCACCCUUCGCCGCGCCUGGUUGCUGUCCCACGUGCUCUUUACCGUGUGCAUGUGGCUGACGCUGGCCGUAAGCACUCCAACCGGCGCUACUGUGCUUGUCGGUGUCGUUGGCAUUUGCUGGGCUCUGACUUUGUGGGCACCAUUUGCCCUCAUUAGUGCCGAGAUUGCCAAGCGCGAGACUCUGCGCCGCAGCCAACUAAGGCGACUCAGCGGCGGCAGAGGCGGCUCCCAUGGUCAGGGGUCCGACGAGUCGGAGGACCAGGCUGGUAUCAUUCUCGGUCUGCACAAUGUCGCCAUGUGUGCGCCGCAGGUCAUUGCCACAGUUGCAAGUAGCUUCAUCUUUCGGUUCUUGCAAAAGCCGCGUGGUGUUCCUGGAGAUGGCAGUGUCGCCUGGGUGCUCCGCAUUGGUGGUCUCUCUGCGCUCAUUGCUGCCUAUAUGGUGACACGAAUCAAUGAAGACAAGUCUUCGAUGGUUCCCGCAAGUUCCUCAUCCUCUGAUGAAGAGGACAUUGUCUAG